Salvia hispanica is the source of this 4118-nucleotide messenger RNA. RefSeq lists its product as uncharacterized. The record is from RefSeq and is a predicted model, not a curated record. NCBI's taxonomy places the organism in Eukaryota, Viridiplantae, Streptophyta, Magnoliopsida, Lamiales, Lamiaceae.
CCUAGUUGUAAUUGGUGUCAAAUUCCACAAAAUAUCCCAAAAAUUCGGAGGUUUAAUCAUGGAUUCUAAGGAGGAAGCCAACACCGACGGAGACCGCCGCGAUAUGGCCGCUGAAAAUUCCGACACCGUGGCUCUGAACAAAAAGCGGGCUCGCAGGGUGAGCUUUGCUGAGUUGACAUCUGUUCGCAUCUACGACCGCGAUGAGGAAUCAAAUGAGAUAUCUCAGUCGGAGAAUGCGAAAAUGGCGGACGAUUCGCCAGCUGAAUUUAGGUUUGGCGGGCUGUUGCAGCGGAGUAAGGAGUUUGGAGGUGAGGAUGAUGGAGGUGAUAACCUCGAGGACGAGAUAAGAGAAAUGCAGAGGCAUUUUCUGCGCCCGAUUGGAUCGCCUUCCUCCGGAGGGAGCACAAUGGGUUCUGCCUCGUCAAACGAUGAAGAUAAUUUUUUUGGCCCUGUAUCAACCGAUUUCAUAAGGCCUGGCCGCUUGUCAGAUUCUGUUGCUUCUGAUGAUCAUCAUGACUUGACAAUGGACUCAACAUCUUUUUCCAUGCAUUUCCACAGUAUUGCUGGAUCAGAGUCUGGAAUAGACUUAAAGACACCAACAAGGGGUCAACUCUUCUUUGAAGAGAAGACACCUACUAAUUCAAAUAAAGAGCUCUCCUUGGUUUUCACUUUAGGUAAACCUCAUGUUCCGAGAUCUUUUGUGUCUGCUACAGAAGCAAGUGAGAAUCAAAGCUCCAAUGAUAUGAGUCUCGUUUUGGGGAACACUAAUAAGUAUGACUAUGAGAAACUAUCCCCAGAAUUAGAUGCAAUCCUAGCAGAGAACCGGAAGAACUUGCUUCAUGUUAUUGCACCUGAUGAUAUUACUUCACCAAAAAAGAACAGUGGACAAGUUUCAUAUUCUGUUAGUCAUGGAAAUUAUGACUCUGUAAGGAAAGGAAGUGAGAGGAUUAACUCCGACAGGGUGACAAAUGGAGACAAAUCUGAUGCUCGCAUUCAAUUUGGUGAUGCAAAUGGUUCUCGUGGAAGCUUUCGUGGUGGUUGUUCUCCUAAAAGGUCAACCAGCAUGUUGAGUGUCACAGCUUCUCACACAGAAAGUCGUAAACCAAUUAGUUCACCAUAUCAAUUGAGUAAAGAUGAUUUUGAUUCCUCACUGCUGGUAUCUACAUCUUCUCCAGUUAAACUGAAACAAACGCUUCUGACUACUGCAUCUCCAUCUCAACCUUGGGGAGUGACAUCCCAACCACCAAGUUCCAUGCUGAGGAAUGGAAGAAUUGAACAUCAUGAGACUGAGACAUCCAUUCAGAAAAGCAUUUCCAAACUGGAAUUACUUGAAAAGGCUGCAGCAUCCUCUUCUGUCUUCAGUGCUAAAGUCGACAAGUCCACAAUCAAGUCGUUAGAUUUUUCGAAAUCCCCUAAUGCAGUAGAAAAGAAUUAUGACAUCUCUAGAAUCAGUUUCAUUGAAGAUUCAGACAGUGAAGAAAAACUUGCCAGUGUAAAUCAGAGUACAGAAAGGAAUUUCGAUUUCUACAUGGAUCAUGCCAGGGGUGAAAAUCUUUUAGAGGAAUCAUUGAACCAAACAAUGGAUGGAAAAUCACCUAAUGCAUUGAAUGCUAAAAGUUAUUCUGCAGGCAAAUCAGAUCUAGGCCCCACUGCUGCUUCACCUUCUAAGAAGACACUGUCUGGAUAUAACUCCAUACGUAGUAUGUUUACAACCAAUUCUAAGUAUGAAAAUUCACUUAAGUCUGAAACGAAGUCUUCGUUGGCUGAAAGUGCUUUUAUUGAAGGUGAAAAAGCAAACACCCCUAUAUUUGUUCAUUCUUCAGACAGAGUGUUGGAUGAGAACUUGCCAGCUUCACCGGAUCUUGUAUCUAGUCUAUCCGUAGAUGUGCGGAGUCGUUUCAAACAAAUGGAAAACUCUGACAAUGGCCGAGAUUUCACUCCAGGGAGAGAUCCUGCACAUGUUAACUCAAGUGCAACUGACAGCAUCCAUACUGUGUCUGGAGGAAAGAAUGGAAAGUUAAGAUCACCAUAUGUUGAAGUCAACCGCCUAAACAUGAUUGAACUAAGAGCAACCGAUAACGGAGGUACUGAUAUGCAUAACGGGAAGGAAAUAAUGCAAACCACUGGUCUCUUCAGUUCUCCAACUAAAGAGAGCCAGUUCCAAGGUGUGCAUCUGGAAGUUGGUGACCUAACAAACAGGGACACCUCCAGCUUUGAGGAUAACAUAUCUGAAGCAGGGUCCAGAAUGGUUUCACAUGAGUCUGUUUCUCCUUUUGCCCGCAGGAAUUUAGACCAACCACAAUUGCAGUUCUCUGCAGGUAGCCCUUCAAGGAAAGAGCCUGAUGAUAAACAAAUCCCCAAAAUAGCCUCUCCAAGAAUCAUUCAGUUAAGUGGUGGCGUGAAAAGCUAUUCAGCAAACAAGAGAAACAUAGGACUAUUGCUGAGAGAUCCGCAACAUAGGACAGAAAUCACGAAGCUUGAAAGGAGUCCUAAACUUCUUAAAAGUGGCAAUCAUGAUACAGAGAAUAUUGUAUAUUCUAUUGACAAUAGAACCAAACAAAAUGGCCAAGACAAACGGAAGCUAGCUGAUGCAUAUUCUAAAUUCACUGAAGAUAUGAGAAUCCUGAUUUCUGGAUCAGCUGAUAAGCUUAGUUUUAAAAUGAUUGAUGUGCUGGAAGAUAUGUUGGUUCACCAGCAGAGGUUGAAAGUAUAUGAGAUGCUUCAGCAUGGAGUUGCGCCUCAGAGGGAAAUUGUUCUUCAUGAUCUCCAGCUUGAGAAAAUAACUGAAACAAAGUCAUUAUUGCAUAAAGUUGUCUUUGAAAAGGCAAAAUUGCAGCUGAAGCAUGUGAAGAGAGAAAGACUGUUGAAAAGGCUAAAUUUGUUGAGCUCCAGGAUGGAGGAUUCAAAGACACUAAAAGCAAAUAUGGCAUUACUUCCCAUGGGCAUAUGCACUUCUACUGUUGGUGCUGUUGGUAACCGGUUGUUGUCUGUCAACCUAACAAAGGAACAUGAGGUUUGCCAUGAUAAACUGACUACAAUGAGGCAGACCUUAGAAGCUUUGGAUAGAGAGAUUUUGACCAUGAAGAGAACGUUACAUUCAUGCUGCAAAUUAAAAGCUGAACCUGGAGUUGGUGAGACAAUUACUUUGGUCACUGAACACUUGGCAAAGAAAACUUCUCGCAGGUUUAUUCGUCUGGAUACGCAGAUGUGGGUUGUCCAAGGCCUGUCCAGUUCAAAUGGUCAGCACAAGGUUAUCCUGAAUCAUCUCGAUUUAAUCAUUCAGAGCAUACAAAUCAUUGCUGGUCCUACAUCUAGUGUCAGAAGCUCAUUUAAGCUGAACGAGACAAACAUCACAAAGAAUUUUCCAAAUAUGGAUGCUUGCAUAGCAUUUCAGUUUGUGUUUAACACUGACACUGCUCACAAAUAUGUCAGUGCUAAAAAUUUGGUACAAGAAACUCAAGUAACAAGUUCACUUUUAGGUACCUUACUUGAUGUUGUUGAGGAGGUACAAACAGCACAUAUAGAGUUUCAGAACCUAACACAGACAUGCUUUUCUUCACCAUCUAUGGAUCAUUUAGAUCUGAUGCUUUGUUUCUUUAAUUUCAACUCUGGGGGGAAGGUGUCCUUCACAUUUGAUCUUUCUUGCUUGAAGCGAGGAAUCUAUCCUUCGGAGAUCCUUCCACUUGAACUCUCAUCACCCAUUUCCAGCUGCACAAAUCCGUCAUCUGAGAUUAUUCUUGACAAAAUCAGAGACGCUGUUAAGGAUGUUAGAACUGGGUACACGAGGAUUCUACGUCUCUGCAGGUGCUUGUCACGGAUUGUUCAAACCACAACUGCAUAGAAAGUUUGUAGGACACCUAUUUUCUGCUGAAUCUGGCAAGGGAAAACCUGGUCAUGAUCAGGAUGUAUCAGCAAACAACGAAGUAUUCGCCUCGUUGCAGGUUUAUUCACGCACCUCCGUUGUUUAAUUACAUUAGCAAAUACACUUGUUUGCUGGACUUUGUUUUCCUUGCUGUCCUUUCUAUCCAUAGAAACUCUUACCAAUAUACACGUACUUCUUUGAAGGUUAGUUACUUAGUUCUAUCAAAAAUUUCAUUAUGAAAAUUUCUUGCUGAUAA